Messenger RNA from Sus scrofa (pig), 9929 nucleotides. RefSeq names its product RAR related orphan receptor B (gene RORB). Gene Ontology annotation, biological process: regulation of transcription by RNA polymerase II. The record is from RefSeq and is a predicted model, not a curated record. NCBI's taxonomy places the organism in Eukaryota, Metazoa, Chordata, Mammalia, Artiodactyla, Suidae. Gene Ontology annotation, cellular component: nucleus. Gene Ontology annotation, molecular function: nuclear receptor activity; melatonin receptor activity; RNA polymerase II cis-regulatory region sequence-specific DNA binding.
CAAUCGGGGUUGUUACCCUUGAGUCAUGUGUCCCAACCCCAGUUUAUUAGCAACUCCAAAUGCUAAUAAAAAUCCGUUUCUUCGAUAAAAGGAAGCAUUAAAUUUUUACGAAUUUUUUAAAAAACAGACAUCUCAUUGUUUUGUUUAUUUUGUUUUUAGAACAGGGCUAGAAAGCAUCUGAAAGACGGUUUUAAAGAAAGCAAGGAAGGCUCCUUGCCUGGGACUGUAUUUUAGUUGUGCUCAAAGUGAUGGAAGUUGAUUUGCGUUAUCCUGCCACUAAGACUGAAACGUCCUGCCCAGGAAAACUCCCGCCAAACAUGCGGAGUUUACCGAAAAUGGACUUUACAGAGAGCUGCCAUAAAUUCAAAACUAACUACCCGGGCCGCAGGUUUUGCGAGACAGGGAAGCAAGCAGGGACUCAGAGAGCCUCGUUCCUCCCCUCCAGAGUUCUCCUAAGUGCCUCCUCCCUACUCCUGGAAUCGGAACUAUCACCCGCAGAUCUGCCCGAUCUCCUCCUCUGCCCAGUUCGGACAGUCUCUAAUGCCAGGUUACAGCCCUGGCCGCCUCAGGCACCACUGUGCUAGCUCCCCUCCCCUUGCCUUCAAGCGGAUCCCCCGUGGUCCCAGCCCUCCAAGAGCUGCGGGGCGAUGAUUGGCGGCGACGCUGACAGGAGGCGGGGCCUGGAAGUCUCAGCCAAACCCGCCCUCGCGUAUAAGCCCCUUCUCGGCUCUCUCUCUCCAUCUCUCUCCUCUUUCUCUCUUGCUCCCUUCCUCCCUGUAACUGAACAGUGAAAAUUCACAUUGUGGAUCCGCUAACAGGCACAGAUGUCAUGUGAAAACGCACAUGCUCUGCCAUCCACACCGCCUUUCUUCCUUUUCUUUCUGUUUCCUUUUUUUUCCUUGCUCCUUCUCCCUCUUCUUUGUAACUAACAAAACCACCACCAACUCCUCCUCCUGCUCCUGCCCUUCCUCCUCUUCAGUCCAAGUGAUCACAAAAGAAAUCUUCUGAGCCGGAGGCGGUGGCAUUUUUAAAAAGCAAGCACAUUGGAGAGAAAGAAAAAAGAAAAACAAAAGCAAAACAAAACCUAGGCACCAGCCAUUCAGCACAUUUUUUUCACCCUUCCUGAAAACAAACAAACAACCAAACAACCAUCAAAACAGUCACCACCACCAUCAUCAAAACUGUUAACAUAGCAGCGGCAGCAGCGACAAACGUCACCCUCCGGCCACGGCGUCCACCUAAAGGGAUGGUUUUCCGGGUGGAACAGCUCUUCGCCGACCACCUACUUCACUUGUGCUGAGAGGGAUUUUUGGGCUCUCCGGGGUUUGGGCUGGGAGCAGCUUUAUGACUACGAGGAGCGGAAGAGCGGCCACACCAUGCGAGGGAGACUGGAGUUUAAAUCUUUCAUUCAGUCCUGAAGUAACAGUCAGCAUGAAGCACAGCAAAGCACAAAUUGAAGUGAUACCAUGCAAAAUUUGUGGCGAUAAAUCCUCUGGGAUCCACUACGGAGUCAUCACAUGUGAAGGCUGCAAGGGAUUCUUUAGGAGGAGCCAGCAGAACAAUGCCUCUUACUCCUGCCCAAGGCAGAGAAACUGUUUAAUUGACAGAACCAACAGAAACCGUUGCCAACACUGCCGACUGCAGAAGUGUCUUGCUCUAGGAAUGUCAAGAGAUGCUGUGAAGUUUGGGAGGAUGUCCAAGAAGCAAAGGGACAGCCUCUAUGCCGAGGUGCAGAAGCACCAGCAGAGGCUGCAGGAGCAACGGCAGCAGCAGAGCGGGGAGGCAGAAGCCCUCGCCAGAGUGUAUAGCAGCAGCAUCAGUAAUGGCCUCAGCAACCUGAACAACGAGGCCAGUGGCACUUAUGCCAAUGGACACGUCAUCGACCUGCCCAAGUCUGAGGGUUAUUACAGCGUGGAUUCCGGUCAGCCGUCCCCUGAUCAGUCAGGACUUGACAUGACUGGAAUCAAACAGAUAAAGCAAGAACCUAUCUAUGACCUCACCUCCGUACCCAACUUGUUUACCUAUAGCUCUUUCAACAACGGGCAGUUAGCACCAGGGAUAACAAUGACUGAAAUCGAUCGAAUUGCACAGAACAUCAUUAAGUCCCAUUUGGAGACUUGUCAAUACACGAUGGAGGAGCUUCACCAGCUGGCUUGGCAGACCCACACCUAUGAAGAAAUUAAAGCGUAUCAAAGCAAGUCCCGGGAAGCACUGUGGCAGCAGUGUGCCAUCCAGAUCACUCACGCCAUCCAAUAUGUGGUAGAGUUUGCAAAGCGAAUAACAGGCUUCAUGGAGCUCUGUCAAAAUGAUCAAAUCCUCCUUCUGAAGUCAGGUUGCUUGGAAGUGGUUUUAGUGAGAAUGUGCCGUGCCUUCAACCCAUUAAACAACACUGUUCUGUUUGAAGGAAAAUAUGGAGGAAUGCAAAUGUUCAAGGCCUUAGGUUCUGAUGACCUAGUGAAUGAAGCAUUUGACUUUGCAAAGAAUCUGUGUUCCUUGCAGCUGACUGAGGAAGAGAUUGCUUUGUUCUCCUCUGCUGUUCUGAUAUCUCCAGAUCGAGCCUGGCUGAUAGAACCAAGGAAGGUCCAGAAGCUUCAGGAAAAAAUUUAUUUUGCACUUCAACAUGUGAUUCAGAAGAAUCACCUGGAUGAUGAGACCUUGGCAAAGUUAAUAGCCAAGAUUCCAACCAUCACGGCAGUUUGCAACUUGCACGGGGAGAAGCUGCAGGUAUUUAAGCAAUCGCAUCCAGACAUAGUGAAUACACUCUUUCCUCCAUUAUACAAGGAGCUCUUUAAUCCUGACUGUGCCACCGUCUGCAAAUGAAGGCGACGCGAGAACUGUCUCAUAGUCAUGGAAUGCAUCACCAUUAAGACAAAAGCAAUGUGUUCAUGAAGACUUAAGGAAAAUGUCACUACUGCAACAUUAGGAAUGUCCUGCACUUAAUAGAAUUAUUUUUCACCGCUACAGUUUGAAGAAUGUAAAUAUGCACCUGAGUGGGGCUCUUUUAUUUGUUUGUUUUUGAAAUGACCAUAAAUAUACAAAUAUAGGACACUGGGUGUUAUCUUUUUUUUUAAUUUUAUUCAGGUAUGUUUUGGGAGACAACUGUUUAUAGAAUUUUAUUGUAGAUAUAUAUGAGAACAGAGCAGUACUUUACAUGAUUACUUUUCCUGUUGAUUGUUCAAAUAUAAUUUAAGAAAAUUCCACUUAAUAGGCUUACCUAUUUCUAUGUUUUUAGAUAGUUGAUGCAUGUGUAAAUUUGUAGCUGUCUUGGAAAGCGCCGUGCGUGUAUGUAAUAAGUAUAUAAUAUCUGAGAAUAUUAUAUAUAUUACUUAUACAUGCACAUGCACUGCAGCUUAAAAUAACAUACCUACUAGCAAAGGAGGUUCAGUCAGGCUCUCUUAUGUUAUUUAACCUUCUGUCUUGUAUGUUACCUUUAUGUUAGACAAUCAGGAUUUUGUUUUCCCAGCCAGAGUUUUCAUCUACAGUCAAUAGCAGAAUGGUACCGAUUCAGAAAUAAGUCUACAAAGGAAUAAAACAUCAUGCAUGGCAUCUGUAUAAAAACUCUUAUUUUGAUCAAUGACAUCAAAGCCUUGUCAAGAUGGUACAUUUUGGAGAAAAAGUAAGUUUUUGGAGCCAUUUUCCUGUUUUAAGAAUUAGGCCACAGAUAACAUUGUGGAGUCCAGGGCUUUUUUGACCAAACAACAGAUAUUUCCUAUUUUUCACCAGGACACAUAAAAUACUUUUUUCUUUGGAUUUCAAGUUGUGAAAGAAACUUGAUUUUGGUGCUUAUUGUGUCUUCAACAGAGGAAUACAGUCUGUAGAUUAUGACCACCAGCAAUUUUUUCUAAUUAGAGUAAGAGUGUCAGGGUCCUAAUGCCAUUUUUAUGUAAAAAUUUUCUCUCUAACCAUUUAUUUUUUGCAAAGAAAAGACAGAAAAAGAAUAUACGAAGUAAAGAAGUAGCUCUUUGUAUUCCUUCUUCUUAAUAAGUCUGUUAGAAAAAGCAGCAAUAAAAGGGGAGGCAGUACUUUUUAAUGUCCUUCUAGUCUGAGGCCUCAAUUUUUUCAACUCCAAAAUACUGUAUUAUAAAAAUAUGGCAAAAGCUUGAUAGAUUAACAUAAAAGAUCUAGGUUAUUCUACAGAAUUAAGAACCCCAAAGCCAAAACUAUUUCCUGUGCAGUUUGAAAUUGCAUCAUCCAUCUUUCCUGGGCUUCUUUAGUAACUUUCAACAGUCGAGAGAAUGCAAGAGGUGAGGUGAGGAUUGGACAGUUGUGACUUCCUAGUACAAGUCCUGCUCUCCAAUCUGAGUGAUCACCAGAGGAGCAUGAAUCGCAAGGAGUUUGUUCUGCCUGUGGUCUAGAGGCCUGAUGCCUUUGGUCUUAGCUAAUCCAAAAUAAGAUUUCUUUAAAGGGAGCUAGAGAAGAGCUUUGUGUAUAACAAUGAAAACUAUGACCUCCUCUAAGCAUAGCCUGGCCAUCAACUCAUGAGGACUUGCCCUUUUCUCCUUGUCUAAUAUACAUGCACGCACAAAUGCAUACCUGAUUUAUUAAGUUGCCAGUAGUGGACAGUUUGAUCUUUUUUAAUCUCUUACACUGUCCUGAAGUUAGAUGGUUAGAUUGCCAUGAUGCUACAGAACUGCACAUUGAUGAUCAAACAGUAAUGUUUGCCUUUUCUUUUAGAAAACAGUCUUCGCAUCUCAUGAUUGAUGAAUUCCAAACCAUUGGGGAUAAACAAAAAAGGCUUUAAAAUAAUGAAUCUCUUUCUCAACUACUGUUAUAUUCAAUUAAUUUAACUACAUUGAACCAAAUUACCUUCAGUGUCUAGGAAGACAGCUGUAGACUGCUUAUUAUGCUGCUACAGGGACUCAAUUCUUUUUGGUGUAAAUGUCACUCCUGUUAGCUCUUUGUAUAAAGAAUUAAUUCCAAGAGUCAUAUUUCCUUCUAAUGGAAAGAUUACUUUACUGAUUGCUAGGAAAACAGGGUAAUGGAAGGCACUCAAUUAAACGAAGCCAUUUCCAAAUGCAAUGUAUGUUUUAUGAUUGGCUUGUGAUAGGCGAUGCUUAAUGUGUCUACUUGGUGUUUCCCUUUGAGCUUUGAACUUAUGUCAAACUUUGUUUUCAUUGUUCUGUUGGCCUAGUGUUUCCCAUUGUCAGCCUGUAAUUCCAGCUCAGUUGCAAAGGGAACCAUUUGUUUCCUCCAAUUUACCUUAGAGGAUUUAAAUUGGCUCAAUUGAUGAAGUGGCUGAGAAUUUUUCCUUCCUUGUCCCAUGGGUGAUGUAGGAAAAAGAUUGUCCUCACAUCUGCCUCAAGAGGUAAUGAAUUUGAAUUUGUGUUGUUUCCACUAGUGCAGGCAUUUCACUGAGAUGGCAUGAACCUUUUGAAGCGAGGGGACAGGAAACAGCUAGCACCUAAACCCAGAACAAAACAGUGGAAACCAGUACACACUCAGCCCCCUUCAGUUGAGAAGAGAGAUUUCCAUUUUUUCACCACAGUUGCCAAAUCUGUCCCAUGAAAGAAAGCCAAGCCAUGUUUUCAGUAGUAACAAAAUCACCUUUAAGAGCUGCCCUUUGAACAUCUCCUAUGACUACAUCUCGAGAUAAGAACAACUUUCUUUACCACAUAGAAUUUUUGCUCCUUCCCCAGGAAGACUCCCCAGUGUUCACAACACAUUCAUGACAACAUGUGCACUGCAAGAAAGGACCCAUGAUCUGUAGUUUUCAUUCAUGCUUCGUAAAUGACAAUCACUGCUUGAUGCAGAUGUUGCACUCUAUCCACUCAGGGAUGUUUAGUUUAAAAAAAAAAGAAGGAGGGAAAAAAAAAAAACAGGAAAAUGACAACAAACUAUAAAUGGCAUAAAUUAAAUAUGCCAGUGAGAACCGCUCUGACAAGGCUUUCAGACCAACAGCAGUAACUUUAUGUUGAAAGCUGAAUUCUCUUUUAAACUUUGGACUUGCUGAAAAGUGGCUCACAAGUAAAAAACAACUUAGUCUCACUUUCUAAAAUCUGCUAAGAGCCAAAUGAUCCAGCUGCCCCAUUUAUAAGAAUGUGUACCUCCCAAAGAACCCAAGCUUCCUAAAAAAGCCCUGAGCAAGAGGCCUCAGUGGCAUUAGAUGAAGCUGACAAGGGAGUUGGGGGGGGGUCUAUAAAAGGACAGGCAAAUUUUGGAGGUAAUAUAGGAUAAUAAGGGGUUCCACAUCUGGCUUAGUAUCUCACAUCUACCCCUCUUGUCCAGGUCUGGGGUCCUCUCUUUUCUGCAGCUCCUUUAUCCCCAAAGACUGAAAGCUGAAGGUGGGAGACACACUUGGCAAACUAACCAUUUCUGGAUUUCCCAUUUUUUAAUUCUGUCUCCAGGGCUCUGGACUAAAGGACCACUGAGUAGAUAAAAACUGAGAAUAUAGUGGUCUCUUGGAUAAUGAGAUGGCCUUGAUAGAAUCUAAGAGAUCUAAAUCACAGUGAAUUCUGGAUAUUAACAGUAGGUGCCAGGGGGACAUCCAUACCAAUUCCUAUCAUAGGUGCCUGUUCAACACACAGCUUCACAGUAGUCGAGCUAAACUGCAGACAACCUUGCACUGAGAUAGUCAACUCACACCCACCUCUGAGGUCCCCUGUGUACCAGAUCUGACUGCAAAAGCAAUUCUUGUGUCCAAAAGGUACAACUUACCAGCUUUUUUCAAAAACAUCAGUCAGAUGCAAAUGAUGUCAGUUUUGUUCCAUGUCCUUUGUUUCCAUUUAUUAUAGAAGCAAGGAAAAAUUCUGCUGCUGUUGGAAAUGAGAAGAAAUCACUUUUUCCAGGCUCUUUUUUUUUUUCUCCAUAAACUUUUGUCUCCAAUGAAGUUAUUACAUUGGCAGUAAAUUCAGGCAAGAAUGUCUAUUCCCUGACAGAACCACCAUUCAGUAGAACAGCAAUAAGUUUAAAGUGUACAUCUGCAGUGUAACUUUGCACAAAUCCCCCUAGAUUAAAAAGAGGGAAAGUCCACCAUCUGCUUUAGAUGAAGUGGCAUUUGAUUUUGUUUCCAACCACUAGUACAAGCAGCAACCUGAUAUGGGAAACCAUGUGGGUCUUUAGACAAGAGAUGACAGCCAUUUGGCACUGAUAGUAAGGGACUGUCUCAGGACCAGAGACACAUAUUCGUUUAAAGCUAAGGUGAAAAAUUCAGAAGUCUGAAAAAUCCAGAGGGUUGAUGCAGAUGAGUGAACCAGUCCAGUGGCAAACUAGCAAAGAAAUGCCUAACUGAAAAGGAACGUUCAAUACUCAAAACUGAAGCUGAGGGAUUGCUAAGAUUUCUAAAUCUUAUGUAAUCUCUUGAGUUUUAAAUGUCAGUUGAUUCAGAGUCUAGUGCAGACCAAUCUCUGGGCAGAAGGUGGUCACUUGCAGUCCCUGGUUUAAAGCAGAAUACAAUCAAGGGGCCUGUUUGGCUGGAAGAUGCUGGCCAGAUACAACUCUGGAUGGAUGAUGUUAGCAUCGGAGGGGUGAGGGGUAGGUGAUCCUGCCCUUCUGAUACUCAACUUGGUUUUGAUAUUUGAGUAUCACUACUAGAGGAUAUGGUAAGAGGUCAGUUGAAAAAAAUGGCAGUCUAAAAAUGAAAAUGAUUUAAUUUUAUAAUGAAUUCUGUGACACUUCUGUUUUGACCAAACUUCCAGCUUCAUAGAGCCAGAUGAUUAGAUUUCUUGCUGCUUUUUUCUGAAAGUCCAAUGCACGAUUUUUAUGCUUUUGAGUCUCAGUGUGUUUUUUCAAAUGUGUGGCUUCAAUACCCCCAAGUUUUAAUUUCCCCUCAGUUUGUAUCUACAGAAUUUAUUCGAUAGUCACAAUAUUGUAGUCUGAAGUGUGGGACCACGGAUUCCUAUGCAGCAGAUGGGGGUUGGCUGUUCGUGCACUUUUUUCCUAAGCUGCUGAAAUUCCUCCGAAUUGAAUUGGCCAUAGUAAUCUUAGCCUCCUGCAUGACUGUAAGCACGACCUCCAGUGGAUCAGAAAAAGCAGCUCAGUGAUUGUUCUUAUGGCCAAAAAUAAAGCACAAGGUUACUAGAAUUGAAUAAACCCCGUUGAGGAAAGCCCAGGGAAUGUGCAUCCCUGCUGGGCAGCAUGAUCCUUAUAAUAAACAAUACUCUCCGGAUGGUGGCUGAUGAAGGGCAUUCGCCUGCCUCGGUCAUGGCCAGAUGCAGAUACACAUUAGGUAUGUCUGAGACACACCAGUUCCCACUUCCAAGCACAGUACCGUCUGCUUCAUCUGAUUAACACACACACAGGAAUGAAAACUCCACCUACAGAAAACUGAGUAUGUAUUGUAGAAAUGUAGAGGAAAAAAAAAUAUUUUUUCAAAUGUAAUUACUUUUAAUAUAUGCUUGUGGAAGGUCUAAUACGAUGUAUGCUGUCUCUGUAAUUUUUGCUGUAAAUAACUAGAGACAGUGAAUACACUGAUUUUUCUAUGUCUCUGUUUAAGCAUAAGACUUUGUAACAAUUUUUUUAGAGGGGAAAAAAAAACCAACAAAAAGCAAAUAUGUACUUGCUUCCUUUCUGCGUGUUACGUACUCCUCAGAAACUGGUUGUAAACGUUUAAGCAUCUUGACGGGUCAUUGGUGUUAAGUGUACGUUACUUUUUGUAAGACAGCUGAGAAAGGGACAGGGCUGUCAUUUAAAAUCUGCUCCAAAGAAUUUGUAUUGAAGAUUGGCCUAAGACCUGCAAACUCUAUCUGAACUAGACAAUAUGAAAAAGUUAAAAAAAAAAAAAAAGUUGCCUGAGUAAGUCAUCUUUCCUUGUAGCAAAUGGCUUUGUCCAUAUCCUUUCUGCAUGGAAUAGCUUAAGGAAAACAAACUCUGCUUUCUGAUGAACAAAAUAUUUUUGUACACGUUUAUUUCAUAUUAAUAACCUGAGGUCAGACCACUCAUCCGCUGAAGCCAUACCUGACCUUUACCAAAUAAAUGUUGUCAAGAACCUGGGGGAGGGAUGGGGAGAGACUGAGAGGGAGGAAAAUUGAAGUGUCAUGAGCUGUAACAACACAGGCAGGAGCAAGUCCGAUGAACCUGAUGCUUUUCCUGCAUCCCAAAUACAACUUUAAAAGGCUAGUAUUUUAUGAUGAUCAAUUUAUAAUAAAAAAAAGAUAUUUAGAUUUAAAUGAGACUUUCCAAUAUUUUUGAAAUCCCUGACAAUACUUCCUUGCUUUUAGGAUUGAGAGAAAUGAUUUUCAUAUACUUCCAGUAUUCAGAGAUCUAAUGUUUUUACCGUAGCUCCAGCCCACACGUGUAAAGCGAAGAGCAGUGCUGAGUCCCCCAGCAGUUGAAACCAUGUGCUGCUUGGGGCUUGGCUGUGCACACCUACCAAACACCACUGAACCUAGAAUGUGCAGCUUGCGUCUCUUACUAGCAUGCACGUCACUGUUGGCAAUGCACACAGGUUGCAUUGCCAGACAUAUGUAAAAUAAAAGUAUUCACUCUGAAAAGCAUAAUAAUUAUUCUUUUUUUAAGGAAUAAUGCCUCCUAUAGCCAUUGAUUUUUCUGGAGCUUAAUUACAUUAUUACAUGCAUUAUUACUGGCCUGUAGAGGCAAAAGGCAAACUACAAAUAAACCCGGUGACAUAUAUAGUUUUAAAAUCUACAAUUUUCUGAUCUCUCUCUCCUUCUUUAAUAUGUAAGCCCUAAUUUCUGUGUAUGCGAGUAAAACUGCAGCCUGAGUCAUUUAGGAAGUAAGCAUUGAGUUUUUUUUUUUAUUAUAAAUAUACUAGAAUAAAACAGCACUCCCUAACAAUUAAAAAAAAGUUUUAUAUUACUUUAGAAUGUAAUAGGUUUUUGUCCUUAUUUUAUGUCCUGUAAAUUAUUAGUUGAAUACUGUUAGCAUUCCCUGAUAAUGCACACAUGAUUUCUGAAUGUUUUCUGUAAAUGACAAUCAAUGUUUAUGAAGUUCCCUCCUUUAAUGCUGAACAAAAUUAAAAGAAGAAAAAAAAA